UCCCCUCAUUUGGGAUGGAAGGAAGGCAUUUUAAAUAGUCCCACAUGGCCCAUCAUCAAUCCACCUGCAUUAACUAAGAAUCCACAUGAAAUGGACUUGCAUCUCAAUUGGAGGAGAGAAGGAUGGAGUUUGGACGGACCCUUUUCAUUUCUUGGGUUUUGUCACUUCUCUCUCUCUCUCUCUCUUCUCCCCGCCUUAAACAAAUACCCACACCACGUGCUUCUGCACACGUCCCACCCUCUCCUGACCCACUCAUUUAAUCCCUCCCUCUUUCUCUCUCUACAUUUUGAUGGUCGAUCUCAACACCAACAACCCAUGGAUGGCGUUCCAGAUCUAGAGAGAGAAACAGCCUUUCCCUGAUCUGCAGGAGAUAGAGAGAUAGAGAGAGAGAAAGCUUUUACUCUUCUGCAAGAGAGAUAGAGAGAGAGAAAGCUUUUACUCUUCUGCAAGACGGCAUGGGAGGAGACGAUAUGCAGGAAGGGAUGCAGUGUAGCAGCCACCCUUUGCGGAACAAUGGAGGGAUCUGUGCCUUUUGCCUCCAAGAGAAGCUCGGGAAGCUCAUCUCCUCCUCCUCAAAUCACAACACCCGCCUCUUCCCCUCCUCCUCCUCCUCCUCCAUCGACCCAUCCCCUCUCUAUCCUCCUCUACCUAUCUCUUCCUCCUCUUCCUCCUCCCCCAACACCAAACCCGCCGCUUUGGAAACACACCUUCCACCAUUGAAGCUCCACUUUCCCCUCAUCCAAGCAACAAAAACUCCAAAUAACAACUCAUUCCUCACCACCACCACUACCGCCUCUGCCUCCGACAAGAAAACGAUAACCACCACUGCUACUGCUACUGCUUCUGCUGCCGCCGCUGCCACCGCCUCCUGUUCAUCAGCCGUCUCAGAAGCAACGCUCCCACCGCAGCUCAUCAUGAAGCGGAGCAAAUCGGUGGCGGCACGGCGCGUCUUUGAUGGGGAUGACCCCCCGAGGCCUUACAUAGCGGAGAACAGCCCCCGUCGGAAGAGCUUCUGGUCCUUCCUCCACUUCGCCCGCAAGCGAAGGUCAUCAGAUCCAUACUAUGCCAACAAGAAGCAAUGGGCACCUGAGGGGAGGCUGGCAAUGCAAGGCGGGUGUGCCACCGUCCCCGAGGCACCCACAGCAGGGUGGGUUAUGGUCUCGGGCAAGGAGAACGAGAGCCCCAAUGGGGGCCAGCCACCAGCCGACAACCUCGACCGGAAGGUGGCGAGAUCAAGAUCGGUGGGGUGCGGCAGCCGGAGCUUCUCCGGGGAAUUCCUCGAGAAGUUAUCCACAGGCUUCGUGGAUUGCACACUGAGGAGGGUGGAGUCGCAGAGAGAGGCCAAGCAACCACACAAUUACUGCAACAACAACAACAACAAGAUCGUGUUGCACGGCAGCCGCGAGCAUUCAGAGGAGAUCAAGGACAGAGUCAGGUGUGGGGGUUUAUUCGGAGGAUUCGGAGGCUCUUCUUCCUCAUCAUCAUCUUACUGGAUCUCUGAUGAGCAUCUUAACAAUGGAAGCAGCAACAGGAUCUCAGGGCCUCCUCACAGCAGGAGUAAGAGCUGGGGGUGGGCUUUUGCGAGCCCCAUCCGAGCUUUCCGACCAUCUUCAUCUUCGGCCACCAAGCUUCCGAAUCGCAGAGAUGAAGGAAAUGUCGCCCAUGUUGCUGCCACGCCUCGCCCCAUGGUUGUUCUCAGAGGCUAGAAACGGUUUUUUUUUUUUUUUUUUUUUUCAAAUUUUCCUAUCUUUCUAUUUUUUUUUGAGGGGUUUCUUGAGUUUGAUUGCCAUAUUAUUGUUUUUUUCGUUUUUGUUGAUUUCUCUACACAUGUAUUCUACUGUAUUUAUCUAAAUCUACUCGUGAACAUAUGAGGAGAAGAAGAUAUCUUUGGUGGGGUGCUACCCAUUCUUUCUGAACCAA
Molecule: messenger RNA, 1920 nt
Organism: Amborella trichopoda
Lineage: Eukaryota; Viridiplantae; Streptophyta; Magnoliopsida; Amborellales; Amborellaceae
Source: RefSeq, a predicted model, not a curated record